UUUUACCUCACUACAAUCUCAGAGCACAUCCAGUUCACUCUUUUAUAUGGCUUUGUCUUCUCCGAAAUAUUAUCCUUCUGUUCAUAAUACGUAAAGAAAAAAAAGCAUUUCAGUCCUUCCACAAGUAUUUUGCCCCUAAACCCUAGAGUCUUCGAACAUGGCACGUCAUCACCGAAAAAGUCCAUCACGAAUCUGUCAUUUUGUUACCUGUUUUCUGCUAUUACCAAUUAUUAUCAUUCUACUGGGCGUUUCGCUUGCCACGGACAAUUGGCUUUUAACUACGGUCGACCGAGAUACGUUUUCCCUUGACCAACUUAAAUUAACAUCGGAUGCGGAAAAUUACGACCACAGCCGUAUUGCAUAUAACCGUACAAUCGGUAUAUUUCGGGAAUGCUACAUUGGAAAGUUUCCAGCUUUUUUAGAAUCCAAAAGCGGAAGCUGCCACUCGGUAAACUACACGGUUGCAGAGGACAAACAGGAUAAACAAUUGACUUUAGAACUCUGGCAGCAUUUACAACUGAAGAGAACCCAACUCGCUUGCAUGAUCCUGGCGCUGUUUUUCUGCUCAGUGGUUUUCAUCUUUGGUGUCUGUGUAUGGAAAUACGAACAUCACUGUAUCGGAAUCUUUGCUUGCAUAUUCAUUGUGUUCACCGCUUUUAUGAUAUGUCUCGCAAUGACUGCAUUCCAUGCAAUGGAAUUUAUUGAAACCAACACCGUCAAAGAAGCAGGAGGCAUGUACUACCAGAAAAACUGGCCACUAUACAUAAAACAUGCUUCAACCCGUUCGUACGGAGUCUGCUACGCCAUGACCUGGACAGCUAUGGCCCUUUGUCUCAUCCCGGCUUUCCUGUUUGGUCUAGUAUCGUUCCAGUUCAAAGCUGAACACUACAACAGACUAAGAGAUAAUUAUGAUUAUCACCAAACAUCAGACAUUUCCACAAUAAUGAAAUCGAGUACAAAUUAUUCCCCAGUCACGUUCGGUCAGAACAACAACUACAGCGACAAUAUUAUUAUAUAUGAAGGCAGCAAUACCUUCCAGGAACUAGAAGGAAAAUACGUAAAAUCAUAAAAAA
This is a messenger RNA of Octopus sinensis (East Asian common octopus), 1073 nucleotides long. RefSeq lists its product as uncharacterized. The coding region runs from base 158 to 1069 and encodes 303 amino acids. The transcript has 5 exons. Gene Ontology annotation, cellular component: membrane. Lineage: Eukaryota; Metazoa; Mollusca; Cephalopoda; Octopoda; Octopodidae. The record is from RefSeq and is a predicted model, not a curated record.